This is a messenger RNA of Polychytrium aggregatum, 1021 nucleotides long. RefSeq names its product trafficking protein-like protein particle complex subunit 3. Gene Ontology annotation, biological process: intra-Golgi vesicle-mediated transport; endoplasmic reticulum to Golgi vesicle-mediated transport. The record is from RefSeq and is a predicted model, not a curated record. Bases 164 to 787 code for a protein of 207 amino acids. The transcript has 4 exons. Gene Ontology annotation, cellular component: cis-Golgi network membrane; cytosol; TRAPP complex. Lineage: Eukaryota; Fungi; Chytridiomycota; Chytridiomycetes; Polychytriales.
CCUCCGGUGUUCAUCUCGAUUUCCCAUCGCCGAGCAGCGCCUCUGGCUGGAUCGAGCCAGGCCAGCCAAGAGCGCGCCGAGAACACCCUUGGCGCCAACCGCUCCGGCCUUCCUCCCUCGCCUGCGACACCGCCUGCAACACCGCCUGCACUUGCCGCCAAACAUGCAAGGGACAUUCUCCGCGGCCCCAAAGGCAUCGCUCGAAUACAAGAUGGCCAGCCGCCCAGCCGCUCGCCCAGCCGGAGAGGACAUCUGGAGAACCAAGGUCGACAAAGUUAGUGCAGAACUCUUUGCCCUCACGUACGGAUCGAUCGUCACGCAGCUAGUGAAGGACUAUGAGGACUAUGUCGAGGUCAACAAGCAGCUCGACAAAAUGGGAUACAACAUUGGGGUCCGCUUGAUUGAAGAGUUCUUGUCAAAGACCAAUCUGGUCAAGUGCCAAGACUUCAAGGACACGGCAGAGGUCAUCUCGAAGGUCGGCUUCAAGAUCUUCCUGAACAUCGUGCCGCAGAUUCAGAACUGGUCGCAGGACGAGAAGGAGUUUUCGCUCAUCUUUGAGGAGAACCCUCUGGCCGAGUUUGUCGAGCUUCCAGAGGACGGCGUGGCCACGCAGGUGCUCUGGUACUCCAACAUCCUUGUGGGUGUUCUGCGCGGGGCCCUGGAGAUGGUGGGCUUCCAAAUCGAAGCGUUUUUUGUGGCAGACGUACUCCGGGGUGACGACACAACCGAGCUGCGGGUCAAGUUCAUCAAGAUGCUUGACGAAGAGGUGCCCGCGAGCGAGGACUAGCCAGUCGCCGACAUUCAAUACAAAGCCACGUCUGAGUGACGGACGAGCAUGGCCGUGCGGUCCAAAGCAACGGGCGCUGGCUGCGAUGGCUGGAAAAGUGACUCGGGAAAGGCACCUCGAUUCGUGGAUGAGAUAAAUGGGCUACGAUGAAUCUGAGUAGGCUCCUAUCAUGGUGUGCUACUUCUGUCCAGGGCAGCAUCACCCAAGGCGAGCUCGUUUUGCACGAGAACGAUG